AUGGCCGGGAACGCGCUAGCCAACUAUGUCCAGGUCUACGUCAUGCUCCCGCUGGAUGUCAUCACUGUGGACAACACGUUCGAGAAGGAGGACGAGACGAGGGCGCAGCUGAAGAAGCUGACGAAGGCCGGCGUCGACGGGGUCAUGAUCGACGUCUGGUGGGGGCUGGUGGAGGGGAAGGAGCCGGGGGUCUACGACUGGAGCGCCUACAAGCAGGUCUUCAAGCUGGUGCAGGAGGCCGGGCUCAAGCUGCAGGCCAUCAUGUCGUGCCACCAGUGCGGCGGCAACAUCGGCGACGUCGUCAACAUCCCGAUCCCACAGUGGGUGCGGGACGUCGGCAAGGACAACCCCGACAUCUUCUACACCAACAGGGAAGGGCUGAGGAACAUCGAGUAUCUCACGCUUGGGGUGGACGACCAGCCUCUCUUCCAUGGGAGAACUGCCAUUCAGCUGUAUGCUGAUUACAUGAAGAGCUUCAGGGAGAACAUGGUAGAUUUCUUGGAUGCUGGUGUCAUUGUGGACAUUGAGGUGGGACUUGGCCCUGCUGGUGAGAUGAGGUACCCCUCAUAUCCCCAAAGUCAGGGAUGGGUGUUCCCAGGCAUUGGAGAAUUCAUAUGCUAUGAUAAGUACCUGCAAGCAGACUUCAAAGCAGCAGCAGCAGAGGCUGGGCAUCCUGAGUGGGGUUUGCCUGAUGAUGCUGGGGAGUACAAUGACACUCCUGAGAAGACCCAGUUCUUUGCGGAUAACGGAACAUACCAGACCGACAAGGGGAAGUUCUUCCUCACAUGGUACUCCAACAAACUGAUCAAGCACGGUGAUAAGAUCUUGGAUGAAGCAAACAAGGUCUUCCUGGGAUGCACGGUGCAGCUGGCAAUCAAAGUCUCUGGCAUACACUGGUGGUACACGGUUCCAAACCAUGCAGCUGAGCUCACUGCCGGAUACUACAACUUAGAUGACAGAGAUGGCUACAGAACCAUAGCACACAUGCUAACAAGGCAUCCUGCUAACAUGAACUUCACUUGUGCUGAGAUGAGGGACAGUGAGCAGAGUUCAGAGGCGAAAAGUGCACCAGAGGAACUGGUUCAACAGGUGCUGAGUGCCGGAUGGAGAGAGGGCCUAAAUCUGGCAUGUGAAAAUGCACUCAGUCGAUACGAUGCAACAGGUUACAACACCAUCCUCAGGAAUGCAAGACCCCAAGGCAUCAACAAGAAUGGCUCUCCAGAACACAAGUUGCAUGGAUUCACCUACCUCCGAGUAUCUGAUGAACUGUUCGAGGGAGACAACUACACCACUUUCAAAACUUUUGUCAGGAGAAUGCAUGCUAACCUGGGUUAUAAUCCAAAUGUCGAUCCUGUUGCACCAUUGAAAAGAUCAAAGCCAGAGAUACCAAUUGAAGAAAUCCUAGAAGUAGCACAGCCAAGAUUGGAGCCAUUUCCCUUCCAGAAGAACACAGACCUACCAGUAUAA
Molecule: messenger RNA, 1467 nt
Organism: Miscanthus lutarioriparius
Lineage: Eukaryota; Viridiplantae; Streptophyta; Magnoliopsida; Poales; Poaceae
Source: the annotation of a GenBank genome assembly